GGGUCAACGGACUAAUUAAAAAAGCUGACGGUAAACAGUCUGUCACUUCCUUUAGGAGGAGCACCCACCACCUGGGUCACGUACGCACACGUUUCCACUGCGGCUUUGCUGUCGUCCUCGACCCCUUUACCUGACACACCAUUGCACUGGUUGUCUGUUCAACCGAGAUGUUUGGGCUUUACGUGCUCUUGGUUCCUCUCUUUGGAGCUAGCGGCGCUCUGCUCUACGCUACGCCCGGACAGAGUGUGACCGUGCCCUGUUUCUAUGCCUCUGAGGCCAAACAUAUCUGUUGGUACAAGCAGGUUGCAGGGGAGCAACCUCAGAUAAUAUCCUCGUUCUACAAACAUUCGCCCGACAGCAACAGCUUCCACAACCAGUUUAAAGGCAACGAGCGCUUUUCCGUUCACACUGGAGCCGGGUUCUAUCAUUUGAACAUUUCUAACGUGCAGGACUCGGAUUCAGCUAUGUACUACUGCGGCCGUACCACUGUAAAGAUCACUGAGUUUGAUGAUGGCACUCUUCUGGUUUUGAAAGAGUCCAGCCGCAGGUCUUUCCUCCAGCAGCCGGCGUCCUACUCCGUGAAGCCCGGGGCCUCCGUGACUCUGGACUGCACCGUGCACGCGGGAACCAGUGACACAGAACUCAGUGUGUACUGGUUCAAAAAGGAGAAUUCAACAAACCCUCCCUUAGCUGUCAUGUACAUCCACGCGCACAGCAGUCAGUGCGUCCACAGCCUGGAGCCUCCUGCACAAAGCUGCGUGCACAGCUUGUCCAAGACCAACGUGAGCCAGUCAGACGCCGGCACGUACUACUGCGCCGUGGCUUUAUGUGGGGAGAUAUUGUUUGGGAACGGAACAAGACUCGAGGUCGGAGGGCAAAAGGACAACAUUUCUCCUUUCUUGAUGCAUUGCUCGGUCGCAGCUCUGUUUGUCUCUGUUGUCUUGAACAUCAUCCUAAUCGGCAUCCUCUGCGAAAAGUCAAGGAGGAAAUAUCUGCAUUCUCAAGCGGCAAUCUCCCACUUGACCGUUCCAGAAGAUACCCCCAACAUUCAGAAUGAGGAAUCUGAUGCUUUGCAGUACGCAACACUGGACUUUAAGAAGAGGCACAGCAAGAGCAGGAGAGAGAGGAGGAGACAGGAGAGGGGGGUUACACUGUCAGACCCGAAGUGACCACUUUUCAACACCACCCACCAACGGCGGAUAUCACAAUUAUUACCCAAAUAUAUUAUUGAAAGUUCUAAAUUUUAAA
Pungitius pungitius (ninespine stickleback) is the source of this 1248-nucleotide messenger RNA. RefSeq lists its product as uncharacterized. The coding region runs from base 168 to 1169 and encodes 333 amino acids. The record is from RefSeq and is a predicted model, not a curated record. The transcript is spliced from 6 exons. Gene Ontology annotation, biological process: response to bacterium. NCBI's taxonomy places the organism in Eukaryota, Metazoa, Chordata, Actinopteri, Perciformes, Gasterosteidae.